GUACAUAAGUUCAUUACCAUUCAAAAACGGUUCGACUUUAUUUAUGUACUAAGUAAUCUUUAACUCAGUAAAUUUAUUUUUUUCUUUUUCACUUCUGUCGUCUAAUUAUUAUUAGGUGGAUUGUAUUCUGUAUUUAAUUAUAGUAAUACCACGAGUGAAUCAAAAUCAAAAUAUGAUAAAAGAACAAGCAACGCAUAAUCAUUUUAUUUAACCAAGGACAUUUCAUCUACGGGAACCUCUGACCUCGAUCAUCAGCUGAUGUUUGUUUAUGUUUUCAAUCUUGAGCCUAGAGUAAAACAAUAUGAUUAUUUUUUAAAUAUUGUAUCAUAAUACAAAUUAAAAGAAAUUAAAUAAAUGAAAUUGCUUCCAAUAUAAUUCCGAUGAACACUUUUAAAAGUUGUUUGCUUUUGUAAAUCAUUUGUUUACGUCGGCAAUCAGGUGAUCUUAUGUUAUGCUAAAAAUAAACUGAUCUAUAAAUACAUAUCUACUUUAUGUAUAACUGCGAUUUGGGUUUUAUUCAAAUGAUGGAAUUUGUAAAAGGUUUAUAAUUCUCUUCAAAUUAAUCCAUUCUUGAUCUGAAGUAUCAAAAUGAAUGUAAAAUAUUUCCUGCUUAUUUGUUUGACAUAUCUCACAAUAAUAUUGAAAGUAAUUUACAGUGAGGAAGGAGUUUUCUGUGGUGUAAAUUCCAAUCCAGCUGUGUUUGGAAAAGAUGUCAGUAUUUCCUGCAUAUACAAUGGUUCAAAUACUUGUAUUGAAAACCGUACAAGAACGUGGACGAAAGGACAAAACAAAGAUUUUCUUAUGAUGGAUGGCCAUCCAUCACCUACAGCAGAAAGAUAUAAGGAAAAUGUCCUAUCCUGUUCAGAAGUCGAACUAGAAAUAUCAAACCUUUCUUCUGAUGACUUAGACAACUAUCAAUGCUAUAUUGAUUUUAAAGAAUGCGAAUUGCCUUUAAAUUUAGAUCCAUAUAAGUAUGAAUAUCAUCCCCAUGGUGAAGAAAUAAAAACAAAUUUCUCUUUAUCAAAUGACGAAUUCUCCUUUUUUAUUGAAAUGUUCCCUGUUUAUCCUAUUCCCAUGUGCACAGUAUUCUUUGGUAAUAUGCCAAUGACAGAUUUUUUUAAACAGAAAACACAAAAAAUUGGACAUUUUUAUCAAUCAAAACUGAACCUGGAAUUCAAGGCGUCGGGAAUAAUCUGUCCGAUAACGGCAAAUGCAACUUGCAAAAUAGGUCAAACAGAAAUUUCUCUUUUGAAAUUCGAAUUAAAAAACUGUUCAGACAUAGAAAUGCAAGUAUCAUUGACACUGACCUCGACAGAGAAGGCGAUUGUAUGUAUUUUAACUAUCAUAUGUCUUGCACUUGUCCUUUGGAGCAUGUGUCGGAACAGGACGCUGAUACAAAAGACUUACAAGGAACUUUCAGACCGAAAUGUAUGGGACAUCAGGCGACCAUUGCUAGCUGUACUGGCAACAUUUGGAUCGAUGUCUGGUGAUAUUUUAACAUUUACAAAAAUAGUUGAAGAUAACCAAAUGCUAUUUCUCUGUUUUGCUCUUGCCCUUUUGUUGACCUUUGCAUCGUUGGUUCUUCUAAGUAAUACGAAUACUAUUAGCAUACGCGAAGGAGUCAGAAAAUCUUUCGAACGGUUUAUAGAAAAAUUUGAAAACUGUAUUAACAGAGAGCAGAACACCAUUGAAUACGAUGCUGCUAACACAGAUAAUCAUGAUGACACAGCAAGAGGACAGCCUGUUAUGUGUUUCGGAUUCAUUGUACAGUGUUGAUGAUGUGUUAGACUGGUACCCGGCCGUUAUUGAAAUUCUUCGCAAUACCGAAGGCAUACUGAAUAUUUUACGGAGGGAACCAACUUUAUGAUGUGUAAAUACAUGUAGUUAAUAUCUUAUAUAAGUGUAUUUAUGCCUAAGAACACAAGUUUAACGAAACUUCACUUUUAUUUAAACGUCAUAUGGAUUGUAGGUCCGACUGAUUCCUUUAACUUCAAUCUAGUUUGUCAAUCACUGUAAUAGUUUGUUUGGAUCUAUGUAUAUAAGACUGGGUUAUUUUGAGGAAAAGGUUUAAUUCGGUUCUUAUUAAGCAUCUAAUAAACUCUGGGACAAGUUUUUAAUCCUGUUGAGUGCAACAGUUGUGACCUUAAUGUUUACGGGUAAUUCAAUAUAAAGUUGAUAAAUUCGUUGGUAUUGGUUCCCUGAUAUUUGUCCUUAAACCUUUUACACUCAGCGGAAUUGCAAACUUGUCUCGGAAACUGAUAUCUCAUGAAAUAUAAAGAAAAUUGAAUUUCAUUUGAAAGAGGUAUGCUAGAUUCAGUUUUAUCUCUCAUAUUAUUACAUGAAACUGAAUAAAGUAAUUUUCUAUAAAAAGAAAAAAACACCCGAAAAUAUAAUUGUUCUGGGUUUGUUUUUAUCAUUUAUGUACAAAAAUUUCAAAAAAAGCCAAAUGACGAUUUGGAAAAAUCUGGGUCGUGAAUUUUUAUAUUUUUUUGGGUUAAAUCUUUAGCUCGAACAUGACAAAAUUACAUAAUGAUACUGGCGUUGACGUGAAUGAAAUCUCUAAAACGUUUUGUUGAAUCAUCUAUUCGUAGCAUUUAUAACUUAUAAUAUCUGUUAUCAACCUUUUAUUUAUUUCAUUAUACAUUUUUAAGAAAAAUAUACAUUCUAUUUCUUUUUUAUUCAUUUGUUUUAGUUUAUUAUUUACUGUAUACACUGUACAUAUUGUUAUGUUGUUCUAUUAUUUGUAUUGCUGUUUUUGUUAAUUGGACUCAUUGAUUAAAUUGUGAAUUGCAUUGCAAAACGGACUGCGUAUAUAUAAACAAUCCCACUAGUUACGAAAUGUUGUAAUUACUGAAUAUUAAUAUUAUUUUGUUCACAAUAUUUUAUUUAAAAAGAAAAAAAAUGGCCCAGUAUGAAUAUUUUUAACGAAAGGUUUUGAAAGUAGUUUAACAGUAAUAUUACAAAAUGUUUUAUUUUUCAGUUGCCAAAACUAGAAUAUACUAAACCUAAGGCUUAUUUGGCUGUAAAGCGUCUCAUUUUCAAGCCUAAAACAAAAUAUAAAGCAUAUAUACCUACUUGAUACAAUAAGUCGUGUUUUCAGUUGUAACUUGAAUGGACCAAUAUCAUUUUAGAUGAAUUAUGUUUUGGGCAACUCCAAUACUUUAGAAAUAAAAUGUAUGUUUGAAAUUUUAAAUCCUCUGUAACACAUUUUGAAAAAGUGUUUCAAUCUAAAUAAAUUGCAGCUCCAAUAUAUUACUAUUAUUUUUUAAAUUACAUUCAGUUUGGAUGAUAAAAAUUUGCUUUAAGACUUAAUUGAUCUCAUUAUUUCUUUACACAAAUCAAGUUUUUUUUAUAAAUGGAUUGCCACAUCUUGCUUUAUCUAGUCCUGGAAAUAAUACGUUCAUUUAUGGUGUAUUUUUGGUUAUUAAUUCAAUAAAAGUUUAUAACUAGAACGGAUUUAUAAUGAAGAACUUCAGCAGUCUAAAGAUAAGAUUUAGUAAACUGGAACGGUCAAAGGUUGAAGAACAAUGAAUCGCAAGGAACAAUACUCCAGUUGUUAGUCUUUCAUCAUCAUUAAUCUAUUAGAAACAUUGGAACAAUACUCCAGUUGUUAGUCUUUCAUCAUCAUUAAUCUAUUAGAAAUAUUGUUAAUAUGUAAAUGUGUCCACUGUUUUGUAAUAUAUUUUAUUCCAUGUACUUUAAUUGGCUUUAACGUCGUGAACUUUGAACUUUAACAGGUGUAAUGUAAUAAAUUUUACUGGGAAGAACAAUUUAUUAUAUUUUAGUUACGAAUGUUCGCCCCUCUUGUUUUUGAACUUUCGUCAAAUAUUCGGAAUCCUCUGGUUUUAUCUAUGUAGUGCUAUUAAAGUCACAGCUAACCCCUACUUUUCUUUUUUACUAUUUUAUGAUAUAUAGUUUUAAAAGCCGUAUUUGAAAAAUGCUAUUAAAUCCUUGUUAUGUUUUCAUUAUUUUUGAAAGAAAAAGGAUGCCAAUGUUUAAUGUAUUUAAAGUUUAGAGAGAAUUAUUUCCCGCCAAAUUUUCAAUGUCAAGUAUAUCUCGGACCCUUAGUAAUGUUUCUGCUUUUUAAGUUCCUUUAUUUAUAUAAGUUAUUGAUAUAUACCAGUCUUUCAAAACGCAUUUGUUUUAAGCAGAGUAGCGAACAUCAUAAAAGGGCAUUAAAAAAAAUACUAGUUCAUUUUGAAUGUUUAUAUGAAUUUUACGUAUUAUCCUAUUAACACAUAUUUGAAAUAUUUAAUGUUAUGCAGACUUGUUGAUUUUGGAUGAAAAGCCAGUUACUUUACUUACAAGUAAAGAUAGUGUUUAUAUUUAUGUAUAUUCUUACAAUGUACAAUUUGUUACUAUUUGUUAUUAAACUGUUUUGCUCGAUGUUA
Molecule: messenger RNA, 4391 nt
Organism: Mytilus californianus (California mussel)
Lineage: Eukaryota; Metazoa; Mollusca; Bivalvia; Mytilida; Mytilidae
Exons: 10
Coding region: 589-1776 (395 amino acids)
Source: RefSeq, a predicted model, not a curated record